GUGACGCAGGCGUUACGUCACAUUACUCAAACGACUCACCCCGGAAGUAGCUCCAACCAACGAUGCUGACCUUCAGUUUAACGCUAAUACGACAUGGAGAGACACAGUACAACAGAGACAAACUACUACAAGGUCAAGGUGUGGACACCCCUCUGUCAGAGACGGGCGUGCUGCAGGCAGAAGCAGCGGGACAGUAUCUUAAAGACAUGGCUUACAGUAAAGUGUUUGUCAGUAACUUACAGCGGGCAGUACAGACAGCUGAAAUUAUCCUAAGAAGCAGCACUCAGUGUCCCGACAUGGAGCUGACUCUGGAGCCGUUGCUCAGAGAAAGGGGAUUUGGUGUUGCUGAAGGACGCCACAAGGAGGAUCUAAAGAACAUGGCUAACGCUGCUGGUCAGUCGUGUCGGGACUACACGCCCCCAGGAGGAGAGACUUUAGAGCAGGUGAAACAAAGAUUCAAAAAAUUCCUCAAAGUCCUUUUCAAGCAGAUGCUUGAGGAUCACAACCCGUCUGACCCAGACACCGGUCCAGCGGCAACAUCAGCCACACCGUUAUGCCCCUCUGCUAACAAUGGAGCAAAUGACGGCCUGCAGGGAGUCGCCAUCCACGUCCUGGCGGUGAGUCACGGUGCUUACAUCCGAGUGGCCACCAGGCACCUUGUGGAGGACUUAAAGUGCAGCUUACCUGCAGGGCUGAAGGUGUCGCAGCUUUUCUGCCCGUGCCCCAACACGGGCAUCAGCCGCUUCAUUUUCACCGUCAGCCGCUCCGAGUCCGGGCUGGCACUCACCGACGCCCUCUGCGUUUUCACCAACAGAAAAGAGCACCUAGAAAACCUCACAGUUGCCCAAUAAAUCAGAGUUUGAUGUGUGGACGUGUGCAGCUGACGAUAAGCACAUUUCAAAAAGAAAAUACAUUUGAGCCUCAGGCGCAAAAACACAUCAAGUAAAGCACGUCUGCUUGAUAAUCAUGUUUUGCAGUGAUUUAAUGAUUGAGCUUUGUGCUGUACUGUGACAGGUUCCACUUUUACAGUGAGGACUGUGUUUAGGGCGAAUAUUUAUCUUGAAGGAAGCAUCUCAGUGCUUGAUGCACUGAUGUGCACAUCUUGUGCAAUAUCAUACAAAGUACUGAAAAUGAGUUUUUAUGUAAAGGUUUUGCAUUUAUUGAAGAGUAAAGAUGCAGAUUGCACAUUAGAGCAUCAGAUCUGUGUGGACCUGUUGCAGAUUCACAAACGUUUGUUUACUUUAUCAAACAGAGAAAUCUGUUUCAUGUUUUUUGUAAACUGACCGUUGCUUAGAGCAAAGACAGUUUUUUUCUUUCAUUGCUUCUGCCUGUCUUCACUACGAGAUUCACAAUUAUGCUCUUAAAGGUUCUUGCUAUAUGUUGUACAAGAAUCAAAUAUUUAAACAAAUCCAAGAGGGCAUCCAGCUUUCAUUGAUUAAAAAUGGAAAUAAAAACAGUCAUCUGUG
This is a messenger RNA of Oryzias latipes (Japanese medaka), 1466 nucleotides long. It is a transcript of the gene tigarb, whose product is annotated as TP53 induced glycolysis regulatory phosphatase b. Gene Ontology annotation, cellular component: cytosol. Lineage: Eukaryota; Metazoa; Chordata; Actinopteri; Beloniformes; Adrianichthyidae. Gene Ontology annotation, biological process: regulation of pentose-phosphate shunt; negative regulation of glycolytic process. Gene Ontology annotation, molecular function: fructose-2,6-bisphosphate 2-phosphatase activity. The record is from RefSeq and is a predicted model, not a curated record.